Mycena citricolor is the source of this 1791-nucleotide messenger RNA. The record is from the annotation of a GenBank genome assembly. NCBI's taxonomy places the organism in Eukaryota, Fungi, Basidiomycota, Agaricomycetes, Agaricales, Mycenaceae.
AUGAGUCUCCAAUCCACCAUGGUUGAUAUCUGCCAGAGCUCUUCUCUGCGAGGACGCCGCCGAAGCUCUAUCCGUCCUCAAAAUCUACUCCCUCUGCUCUUCACCGGGCCAGUCCCUCUGCAAGAUGAAAGCGCUAUCGAAGACGAGCAGCCUAGAUGUGAAAAGGCGGAUGCUGCUUCUACUCUCAUCUCUCCCAUCUCGACUGCGCACGUCUCUGGUCACUGCUCUAGCUUUGUCACGACCCGACACCAUGAUUCUGUGCCCACGACCCCUUCGCCGGCGACUUUGGUGGGGACGCUGUCCAGUACAGGCGACGAAUCUUACUUCGGCAUCAAAGAGAGCAGUUCAGCAGACGCCCGCGUCAAGUGGCGCUUGGCAAGUGCAUUGCUGCUUUUCUUUCUCAACGGCUGGGGCGACGGAGUGACUGGUGCUGCUUUACCGUGUGCGGGGUUCCUCGUCACUUCGAUGCCUUUCUUACGUUCCAGGACAGAUUUUGUUGCCGAAUUCCAUCUCAGUUAUAUGGUCUCGUCACUUCUAUUUGUGGCGACGACCUGCGGCUUCACAACAGGAAUUCUUGUCGUCUCGCGAAUUCUUCAAUUUCUGUCACGUUUCUAUCUAGCCGAACAGCAUCUGGCUGUCUUUCCUACAGCACCUUUUAGAAUCGCAAUCAGCCGUGCCUCGACUCGCGCCGUCGGCUCAUCACUAUCUCAAGGGCGCUACAUCAUUCUGAUACUUGCCAGUCUGGGCUCGCCGAUAAUGUUUAUCCUGAUGGGGUCUGCGAAAGGAUUCCCGACUAUGUUUGCGGCUUAUGUCAUACUGUCCUUCAACCGGGCCUUGCUGACGGCUCCCCUGUGCGUUUUCCUUCGCGUGUUGGUCGAUCAUUGCCCGCCAACGACAUUGCAGAAACAUCUUUCUUUCUUCGCUUCCCAGCAAACCACUGGGAUACGCGUAUGGCAUCUGGGGAUUCGGCGCUGUCGUUUCUCCGCUGGUGCUGCAAGUAACCACGGCGUCAGGCCUCCCCUGGCGGCAGUUCUAUUUCUGCUCCACCAUCUUAUCCGCAACGUCGCUUCUCUUUCUCGGCGUUACCUUUCGCCCAACGCAACGGGAAUUCGAUCAGGAGCGGCGGAGUGCACUGUCUCGCUCGGAUGGACCGACGUUGCAGAGCAGCACUUCCCAGCCGAGCGGCGGCAGUACGCAGCUCUCAAGCGUCUGUCCAAGAUCCCCUUCCAAUGGGCUAUUUCUCUGUUCGUUCUUCUCUACAGUGGCAGCGAAACUACGCUCCAGGGCCUGGUCGACCAAUUCCUCCUCGCCGAACGAAACGCAAAUCACAAGACUGUCGGCUACGUUUCUUCAGGAUUCUGGUACGUUCAUACUCGCUGGGAAUGUCAAGCUCGCGGGUCAUCUGGAGUUAUUUCUCGCCCAGAAUCAGCUUCGCAGCUCGCAAGUGGAUUGUCCAAGGCUGCCUCCUCGAGUUUGGCUAUGCAGAUCGUGAUCUGGCGCGUCGACUCGUAUACAGUGAACUCCGUGUCGACUAGUCUGACCGGGCUCAUCCUGGGCGCUGUCUAUCCGGCCUGCCUCGAGCUUGCCAACGACAUGAUACCGGGCGACCUCAACAUGAUCUCAAUGGGCAUCUUAGGUGCCUCGGGAAGUCUGGGCAGUGCCAUUUUCACCUUCGUCACGGGUGUGGUCACAACCCGAUACAGCAUGCGAUGUUGGUCCUAUGUGACUGUCACACAGGGUGUGCUGAUGGUUUUGGCCUGGUUUUUGUUUCCGACACAUCUUCGACGGUAG